This is a messenger RNA of Myiozetetes cayanensis, 3486 nucleotides long. It is a transcript of the gene TTPA, whose product is annotated as alpha tocopherol transfer protein. The transcript is spliced from 5 exons. Gene Ontology annotation, cellular component: membrane. NCBI's taxonomy places the organism in Eukaryota, Metazoa, Chordata, Aves, Passeriformes, Tyrannidae. Gene Ontology annotation, molecular function: phosphatidylinositol bisphosphate binding. Bases 5 to 883 code for a protein of 292 amino acids. The record is from RefSeq and is a predicted model, not a curated record.
CUCAAUGGGGCCGGCGGGGCUGUGCGGGCCGAGCCCCGGGAGCGGGGCGAUGUCGCAGGGUCCGCCGGGCGCGGGGCACCCCAAUGACCUGCCCGACCACGCUCCGCGGGUGCGCAGCGCCCUGGCCGAGCUGCGGCGGCGGGCGGAGGCAGAGCCCGCACAGCGCUGGCCGCAGCCGCUCUCCGAUGCCUUCCUGGUGCGGUUCCUGCGCGCCAGAGACUUCCACAUGGACCUGGCCUGGAGGUUAUUGAAGAAUUAUCAGAAGUGGAGAACUGAAUGCCCAGAAAUAAGUGCAGAUUUAAAACCAUCUUCUGUUCUUGGUCUUUUGCAAGCUGGCUAUCAUGGAGUCCUUAGAUCAAGGGACCCACAUGGAAGCAAAGUUCUAAUAUACAGAAUAGGACAAUGGGAUCCCAGUGUAUUUACCGUAUACGAUGUGUUUCGUGUAAGUCUCAUCACGUCUGAACUCGUUGUAAAGGAGAUUGAGACUCAGCGGAAUGGAGUCAAGGCUAUCUUUGAUCUUCAGGGCUGGCGAUUUGCUCAUGCAUUUCAAAUCAGUCCAGCAGUGGCCAAGAAAAUCGCUGCUGUUCUCACAGAUUCCUUUCCACUAAAAGUUCGAGGUAUCCACUUGAUUAAUGAGCCUUUAUUCUUCUACCCAGUCUUCGCUCUAAUUAAGCCUUUUCUCACUGAAAAAAUAAAGGAACGGGUGUUUAUGCAUGGAAAUAACUACAUUCAGAGUCUGACCCAACACUUCCCCACCAGCAUUCUCCCACCGGAAUAUGGGGGGGAGGAAGUCUCCUUUGAAGAGCUGGCUAAAGAAUGGACUGACUUUAUAAUGGCAUCUGCAGAUUAUCUUCAGAGCAUUUCUCUGGUUGCGCAGAAAUAACCUUAUUGCAGUAUUAUAUCAAUUCUUUAACAGUGAAAGUGGAAAUAAGUUGAAUAUGAAAACAUUCAUUUGAACUUCAAAUUAUUGUGAAUGAAACCAGUAUAUCUUUGCAGGGCACUGAAUAUUAUAUUGGCUGCACUUUAUACUAACUGGAGUCUAUCCGUAUGUGUGUCUGAAGAGAUUAAUGAAUUCUACAUAUUUGUAGUACUGUUUGUAAUUGAUUAACCUGUAUGCCAGAAAGUUGAAGAAUGCAUUGGAUAUCAGAUUGAUACUGCUCCUGUUAAGUCUUUGGAGACAACUAAUUUGUAAUAAUGCAGUCCAGAACCUUACACGUAGCUCUUGUAUCUUGGCUUGUCAAGACAACAGGAUAUAAAAUGAAGAACGGAAUGUGACUAGGGUAGAGUAGUUUGUUGCAGAAGGGACUGCAGGGCUAAUUUACAAGGAGCAAAGAGGCUGCCUUUUGGAUUGAUUCUCAGGGAAAAGGACUAUUUUGUUAGUUUGUGUCAAAUUGAAAAUUAGUCAGCAAUAGUAAGACAUUUGUGUUAAUCUUUGUGCUGCUUGUGCAGCUUCCCCAUUUGUUCUAAUUAACACAAAGAUGUGUUAACAUAAAUUUUCUAGUUUUCUAAAGGAAGCUGGGAAAAACACCAUAUACCUGUUCUUCAAAUGACAAUAUGAAUCAGGAGGAGGAACUGGUAAGAGAGCCCAAACAAAGUUGAAAAUUUUAUUUCAAAGUGAUAUUGCGUAUGGACAAUGAUAAGCAACUCGGAUGAUCAGCUUUAAUUCUUACUGUAGAUUACUACAGAAGUCAAGAGCUUUCAGCUUGUUUGCCUUAUCUGUUCGUUUCAGAGGGUGAAGUAUGUUACUCUUUGUGGAUCUGAACUUUAGAAAUACCUGUUAGAUAUUUAAGGGUGCUUUGAGGUCACUUUGAACCUCAGCAUAGGAGAUGCUGAGUGUCUUCAUUUUAUUUUUCCAUAGGGGUAAUGAAAAAAAUCUCUAUAUACUUACUGGAAACCAGUUUCUGUUUUGUUUUGGUUUUCUAAGGGACAUUAUUGAGAUAUGAACACUGAUGUAAAAGCUAUCACUCUACAUAGCAGUAUCCUCCUGCAAUCCCCAGUAUCUAAUGAUCUAAAGUAUUAUUUUACUUUUCACUCAGCUUUUUCUUAAAAUCUCUGUUAGUACAACAACUGCUAGAGUUCAUUUACCCAGUUUUUAACUCUCUUUUGUAAUAAGCCAAGAGAUCUUUGCAUAAGCACUAUGUAUUUAAGCAUUCCAUAUGAGUCUUCGUAUAAAUGAAUCUGUAACAAAUGCUUUGUUUCUCAGGUAGCUAUAAGUUAUAACUUCAGUUAUUUUGGAAUCUUUAGGACAUUGGGAUUCUAUAUUCAUAUAUGCUUAGGGGAGAGAAAUUGUGCUAUCCUAUUAAAUCUGAAAUGUCUUAUUUUCCAUUAUAACUAAUACUGCAUUACUGUGAAAGUCAUUGGAAGCUAUUUAAUAGCUAGAGGAAUAUCUAUGAAAGACACAUUAGAGUAAUCACUGAUUGUAGUUUCUUCUGCUGUGAUAAGGUCAGUGCCAGAAAUUCUUUAAAAACUGACAAAAGCUUCUUAGGGUUUUUUCUUCCAAUUCCCUGAUUUUCUCAAGUGUGUUUUUCAUUCUUCUCUUUCACAGUAUAUUUGAUAUGGAGCCUAAAUUUGAAUAAACCUUUUCCAGAUACUUUUUCAUAGGAUAAUAUAUUUCAUAUAUCUUUCUUUUUUUUCUCAGAUUGAACUAUUUUGUGAUAAAAGAAUCUCCUUUAAUAGAGGAGUUUGGUGAACUGCUAAUUCUUCUUUAUAAGAAAAUAAACUAAGUAGUCAGGCAUCUGGCAAUUGUUCAAGUGUGUAUCUGAAGUUCCAAAUAAUUUGCCAACUGGAGAACUGAAGCUAUUGUCUUAAUUUUACAGUCCUUCAAUUUUAAUCCUUGAAUGUAAACUGCACAAAGCAAUGAGCCAUGUUUCAGUGAACAGGAAAAUUUAAACUUUUCCCAUGAAACCAAUCUCUGAUUGUUGCUGGUUUAUGUAGCAGAGACCUCAUUUGAUUGCAUAUGUAUGUGCCCAUGCAUAUGUAGCUGGUUUUUAGUUUUUAUAAUCUUUAUUUGGACUACACCAGCUCUGUGGAUAUAAACUUCUAAAUGUCUUGAAAAAUAUCCUAAAUCUGUUGUUAAGUGGUAGCGUGUUUGCAUAACACAACAGUUAGAGGUCUGAGUGCAGUUACUUUUCCAUAAACUUAAUUAUUUUUUAAUGUUUACAUAUUAUAUAGAAUGUAGGAACUCUAAUUGCACUUGCUGCUAAUAGUAAUGACACAAGAUAAUUGUAACAUUUGCAUAAUUAAUGGAGGAGGUAUUAGUAUGAUCCAUGGUGAUGUGGCAGCUUUGAGCAGCAGUAAAAAAAAAACAAAGAUCCCUAAGUGUGUUAUUCUUCAAAACCAUCGGAAGUGCCUCUAAAAAAAGAAAGUUCCUGUUAAACGAUGCAAACGUAAUUUACUACUGACUGUAAGCAUCACGUGAUGCUCAAUGUUUUUAAUUAUUUUUUACAUGUUGACGCCAUUUUAAUUAAUAAACAAUUUCUGCUCGGA